AUGUCUAGCUCUGUAUUUCCGCUUCUUCGGCUUCCCAACGAGCUCCUCAUGUAUAUCGCCGACUUCCUCGGUCCGCCCGACUUCCCAAGCUGCAAUCCUGGCUGGCUGGUCCUCCCCGCCGUCUGCACACGCUUACGCGCGGUAUUCCGAAGCUCGCUCGACCCCUCAGCUGGAGAGCUCUCCGGUCACACUUACGCGGCAGAAGAGGAAGAAUGCAACGUGUACUGGUCCUGCUCCCCUCCGGUAUACAGCGGGGGGAACGUCGCCUUCGCGCACUGGUCUCUGCAUCUCAAAGCCGAAGAGGACGCAGGGUCGUACGGGUGGGAGGCGAUCGAUCGGCACCUCGGCUUUCCCCUCCUCCUGCACGGACCGCACUGCCUCAACACUACAUGGAUCACUACGCUCAUCUUGGAAUGCGAGGCCUGGGAGGUCGGCGGCGCGUGGGACUACUGCACUUUCCAGUAUGCGCCGUGCUUCGUCGCGCCGGCGCUGCGAUGGCUGGACCUCAGGAAUUAUGUUGUUGAUUGGCGGUGUCGGGGGUUGGAGUUCCUCAGCGUGCGGAUGGACAGCGAGAAUUAUAUGUACUAUCGGUAUCCUGUGGCACACCUCUUCGAGCGUCUGGUCGAGUCGCGGCAGACGCUUCAAAGAGUCGAUCUGGCACAUUGUCUCCAGACGCGAUAUAAAGCUGACGGGGCUGAGGGAGUCAUCCCCGACGCGUUAACCUUCCCAAACCUAAACAAGUUCGAGCUCAAGACCGCAACCAACGAAGCAGUCUACUUCGCCCAACGCAUAUCGUUCCCUUCGCACUGUCUACCAACAUUCAACGUCCACGGCUCCGCCAUCGGCUUUCUACACUGUUUCUCCCGGGAUUCUAAUCCUCACGGUGGCAAGACUCAGAUGAAUGCGCUAACAAUCCGCGAGGCCGCGCGCACUUCCGGAUACGGGUGCACCGUCACGGGAAGCAGGAUAUCGGGGAUGGACGAGCUGGCGCUACAUACGUAUGCAUCGGAGCGUGUACCGCGUUUGGAUCGGUAUGGGUACGGGCAGGAGAUCGGACGGCUUGAUGGGAAGACUCCGGGUUUUGAGCCUGUCUUCAUAGCCAACCUCGAUUGGAGCGUGGCCGCAUGGAGUGACCCUCAGUCACUCGGAAUGUCAUCGACAUCGGUCGGCCCGGGCGAUAUGCAAGGCGUACGAUACAUCUUCGUGAACGGCAAAAAGGGCCGGCUAUUCAAACGCGGCACCGCGAGCGCGGACGUGUGGACGACGCUCCUCCGCCAUCUCCCGAACGUACGCGCGCUAUACGUCAACGCGCCGUCGUACGACGCUCUCUCUCCGCUUCUCUCCAUACCUAAACCCGACGAGCCCGUUCUCUUGCCUGAGCUCCGGCUGUUGUGGCUAGGGUGCGCGCCGGGGCGGCCGAAGGAGGACGUGGACGCUGGGUGGCUGCUGGAUAUACUCGCUGUGCGCGCGGGGAGGGCGCCGGAUUUGGAUGUGGAUUGUAUGCCGGAGUGUAUACGGCUUGUGGGGGAUGUGGGGGAUGUGCAGCACUUUUCGUGA
This is a messenger RNA of Peniophora sp. CBMAI 1063, 1557 nucleotides long. Lineage: Eukaryota; Fungi; Basidiomycota; Agaricomycetes; Russulales; Peniophoraceae. The record is from the annotation of a GenBank genome assembly.